AAUAUCCUCGUGCGAGCAUGGCUGCGACCUCGGCCCACACCCACGGCGGCAGUGCGCGGUGUCUUCGUCCGCGAUGGGCAAUCCUGAUGUGCAUGGGCGUCCUCGUUGCUGUCCAGGUCCUUGUUACGGUCGUGGGCCUCUCGCACGGAGGGUACAUGUUUCGUCGCACGAUCGACACGAAUGCCGAACUCGAGGCGGACCUGUUGCACCUGAACUACCUGAACGACCUGUGCCUCCACGAGAACAAUUCUAUCAUUCCUUGGACAUACAACAACCCGAAGGAAGUCCGCACCGCGCAUUUGUUGUCGAAAGAUGCUCCGCUGGCCGAUCUCCUUGCCGAACUCUCGCGCUGCCCUGAAGUCGACAUCCUUCUCCCGGACCAUCUACACGGUCACGGGUACUGCGAAGAUGCCAUGGUGUACGUAAAGUUCCUGCACACUCGAUCGUUGCCGUUGUGGGUGUUUGAUCUCGAGUUAACACUUGACGGCCGCCGAAAGACGUACUUUGAUCUGUGUCCCGACUCGGCGAUCCUGUUUUUGAAUCACUUUUGGGAAGGCUUGCCCACUCGGCCAACGUUCCCUGAGAACCGCACGAUUUUACUGAUGCCCAAUGUCGAGAUGUACGAGUUGACGCGAGAGCACUACCACCAGGUCGACGUCGUGCUGGCCAAGACGCAGGACGCAUACGACCGCAUCACGUCAUGGUACGCAAGGGAGGGCAAUCCUCGGCAUGCACGCGUUUGGUUGACCCAACACACGUCGAGCGAUCCGACGGCGCUCGCGCGCGCGCAAGCCAAGACGUCUCCGUCCACGUUUGGCUCGAUCGCGCCCAAGAACUUUGACACGCUUCGCAUCUUCCAUGCAAAUGGCCACAGUUGGCAGAAGAACACACCCAAGAUCCUCGAUUGCUGGAACGAACGACCCGACUUGCCCAUGCUGCACGUGUACUCGAAGGACGAGCUGUCGAAUCAGACGUACUGGACGCAUUUCGGCAGCAAGCAGCCCGAGAAUUUGGAGUACCACUUGGGCGAAGACAUCGACCCGGCCGAAUUUGGCAAGCUGAUGGCGGAAGCAAGCGUCAUUCUGUGCCCCAGUACGAUGGAAGGCUUUGGCCACUACAUCAACCAGGCGAGAGCCGCCGGCGCGCUAGUGCUGACCACGAACGCGUCCCCGAUGAACGAAUUCGUUGACGCCACGUCCGGGAUUCUCAUCGAGGCGUCGGAGCGGCCGACGAACGGCAAGGUCUUGAUGGGGAAUGGGACGGAAUGGAACAUUGAGCCGCGUGCGAUUUGUGCAGGCAUGGACGAGAUCCUCGCCAUGACGCCCCGCGAACGACAGAGCAUGGCCGAGGAAGGCCGGCGGCGGUACUUUGACCAGCUUCGAUUCUUUCGAACGCAAAUGAAUGACCUCCGCGAGUGGUUGCGGAGGCGGCGACACAGUCACCAUCCACAGAACUAACGUGCCCAAUACACAACGUAGUCGAGUUUGAGUGGUC
This is a messenger RNA of Aphanomyces invadans, 1494 nucleotides long. RefSeq lists its product as hypothetical. The record is from RefSeq and is a predicted model, not a curated record. Lineage: Eukaryota; Oomycota; Saprolegniomycetes; Saprolegniales; Verrucalvaceae. Bases 18 to 1457 code for a protein of 479 amino acids. The transcript has 4 exons.